This is a messenger RNA of Ceutorhynchus assimilis (cabbage seed weevil), 3530 nucleotides long. NCBI's taxonomy places the organism in Eukaryota, Metazoa, Arthropoda, Insecta, Coleoptera, Curculionidae. The record is from the annotation of a GenBank genome assembly.
ACAAUAUUGACACCACACAAAACUAGCCCUUGGCAAAAGAAAAAUAACAAAGUUCCAAAUAGAAAGGCUCCACUAAAAUGCGUACUUAAUUAAAAACAUUCUAGGCAGGUAUGUCAGUGCAUGUGACUAGUGAUUUUUUAAUGUGAAAAGUGUUUUUAGUGUUUUGCUCCAUUUAAUUUUGCUUCUUGAUAAACAAAAGACCUAUAAUGAUCCUGUUCCUUUUAUUUUAUGCCAGUUGUUGUAGUGUGAACUAGUUUAAUUGAAUUUCUAUUUAAAAUAUCUUCAAUUUUUCCCCCAACCAUGCAGUCUUGCGUAGGACUAGAGGGCAGAAAUAUGGGCUCGGUCUGGAAACGACUGCAAAGGGUUAAUAAACGAGCUGCCAAGUUCCAAUUUACUGCCUCGUAUCAUCAACUAGCAGUAGAUUUUACUUCAAAAUGGGAACCUCACAAAUUAUCAUUGGUAUGGUCGAGGAGGUCGCGCAGGGUGGCUUCAAGCCCCACAGCCUGGGAACCCACCUUGCAGAACCCCUACAAGGGUUUGGUGGUGUGGCCAGUGCCCGAAAACCACCAAGUCGCCAUCACCCUGUUCAAAGACCCCAGGACUAACGAAUUGGAGGACAAAGAUUGGACUUUUAUCAUUGAAGAUGUUCCAACUACCGGUAAAAGACGACAAUUAGCUGUCGCCCAUCUAAACAUGAGAAAAUACGCCAGUAUAGAAUCUUCACACUCUGAAAUACAAAUUGUUUUUAAACCGACGACUAAGAAAAUUACAGGAGCCAAGCUAGAUUUGACUUUAUCUUGUGUAUUUUUAAGAGAAGGCAAGGCAACCGAUGAAGAUAUGCAAUCUAUGGCUUCACUGAUGUCAGUGAACAAUAAUAGUGACGAUAUAGCGCAUCUUGAAGAUGUGGAUGACGACGAUUAUUCUCAAAAUGACAGUUUAAUUAAAAGUACCAUGGAAGUUACUAAUAAUUUGCAACAAAUGACCAAUUCAUUGAGUGCUGGUUCAGAUUUUGCUAGUACACCAAUGAGCAUGAACAGUAUUCAAUCUUUAUCACGAGAUGACAAAACUCCAACAGCUGAAACGUUUUCGCCAAUGGCUGACAAAAGCAAACUCAUAAAAACGUUGCCGCCACCAAAACCGUCAGAUUUUAAAGAACCUGAGCUUGACAUUUACUCUGAAGAAUGUUUAGAACUUUUAGAAAACUUGGGAGAAGAAGAGGAAUCUAGUUUACCAAAAAUCACAGGAGUUAUUAGCAAAGUUGACGUUGCAUGUACCAAUGAAAAGGAAAUUAUUAAGUUACCACCUUUGGAGUUGAAUAAAGACUUUAUAGAGACUCCAAAGAAUUCACAGAAACUCACAACCCCAGGUCAAGAUUUAUUAGAAUGGUGCAAAGAAAUGACAAAAGACUACCCAGGAGUAAAAGUUACAAAUUUGACAACCAGCUGGAGAAACGGUAUGGCCUUUUGUGCUCUGAUUCAUCAUUUCAAACCAGAAUUUAUUAACUUUGAUUCGUUGUCACCUCACGACAUCAAAGCAAAUUGCAAAAUAGCCUUUGACGCUGGCGAUAAACUAGGAAUACCCAGAGUAAUCGAACCCUCUGACAUGCACAUGUUGGCCGUACCCGAUAAACUAGCAGUGAUGACGUAUUUGCAUCAGUUGCGCGCCCACUUUACCGGGCACCAAUUGGAAGUGCAACAAAUUGGGCGAACUGCAGAAGAGAGCAAUUACGUAAUUGGCAAAUUCAAUACUGACAAGGAUACUGAUAUUACUAAACAAGUUUUCGGUCAGGAGAUUAUUAAUUUGAGAAAAGCUAAACAAACAAGAAAAUCAACAGAGCGAGAAAUUAUUAGGGAGGGCAAAGGAGAUGCGUCGAAACUUAAAUUGCAGUUAAAAUGUACUACAGAACCUUUGCCUUAUAAGGAGAAAUCACCAACUAAACCUAUUUUGAUGACCAGAAGAGAGCUUACUGAUCCUUUUGGUUCAGAUGAUGAAGAAGACGCACCAAUAAAUAACUCGAAUGGUAUUGUUGAAAAUGACAAAUCUCAAGGAGAUGUUUUUGCUGAUCUUCCUAAACCAAAUGUGCAAAUUCUGAUGCGUCACUCUGAGCAACAAAUGAGAGCCAAAAUGUUGCUGGAGCAGGCCAAAAGAAACAGUUCCACUCCUACGUCACCAAGCAGGACUGAAGAAGAUAGGCAGAAUGAGCUUCGAGAUAGAGCGAGGCAGUUGCUGGCCCAAGCUAGACGCGGUUCUGGUCCCACUACGGAAAUUAUUAGAGUUACUCCUGAUUCAAUUAAUUAUUCUGAAAUUGAGGAGAAAUUGGAAGAGAAUAAUAUUAUUGAACAGGGAUCAGAAAAAAAUGGAAACUUAUACUCGAAACUAGAAGAAUACUCAAACAAAUAUAGUCCUACUGAUAGUCUAGAUAGGAUAACGCCUGAUAAAUUGCCAGAGGAUUUAGGUUUAAAAGAAAUGGGCAUUGAUGUCCAUUCAUGGAUAGACAAAGAAAUGGAAGAUUUGGAACGGGAACAGUGUGCCAUAGAUGAACAGGCUGCCAUCUUGGAAAAACAGCUACGGCUAACAAUGGACUCUGGAAACAGUAAUGGAGAAGAAGAGGCACUGAUGGCCAAAUGGUUUAUGUUGGUCAAUAAAAAGAAUGCACUAUUAAGAAGACAAAUGCAACUAAAUAUUUUAGAAAAAGAAGCUGAUUAUGAGACUCGAUAUAAGAUGUUAAAUGACGAGCUAAGGCAGAUUGCGUCUAUAGAGGAUUGGAAAAAGACAGAAGAGCAAAGGGAUAGGGAGCAAGCUUUAUUAGACGAACUAGUUCAAAUUGUGAAUAAAAGAGACGAAUUGGUACAUCAUUUGGAUAGUCAAGAAAAAGCUAUUGAAGAUGAUGAAAUCAUUGAAAAAGAUCUCUCUCACAUAGAACUUCCAGCUAAGGACACUAAUUGUGUAAUUUCUUAAUCCUUUACCAGGAAAAAUUGUGCGAUUUUUUGAAAACACAAAAAUUGCCCCAAUUUUUCCUCAAAAAACAAAAACUAAUUUAUUUUUUUAAACACCACUUAAGGGUAACAAAAGGCCAUCCAUGCUAAUAUGUGCAAUAAUUAAUUUUUUACUUGCAAAAGUAGGUCUUCCUAUAAGAGCCAAAAAAAAAAAAAAAAUGCACUAAUAUUAUAUUGUAAAGUUGCUUCAAUAUUGUCAAAAAUGGAAUUUGAAAUACUCAUCUUUACUAAUUGAUAAUUAAAGGAAGAACUUUGUGUCCUGAGUUGUAUUUUGAUGUGGCAUUAGAUGUUAAUCAGUAGAAUAGGAGCGUUCGAAAACCAAAUAAUUAAUGCUCUAAGGGCCAUAUUCUCCGCUUGGCUUUUUAUGUGACAAAGCCGAGUUUUUCCACUAAGCCAGGCUUUAUGAACUACCGAGAAUAUGGCCCUUAUAAAUUCAAGCUUUAUGUUGUUCUUGUGUAAUAAUGUAUAAUAUUUUUUUUUUAUGUCUGUAUAUUUGAUGUUAAUUGUAAAUAAAUUGUAAAUCCAAUUUAAAAA